This is a messenger RNA of Ostrea edulis (European flat oyster), 2615 nucleotides long. RefSeq lists its product as uncharacterized. Gene Ontology annotation, molecular function: 3'-5' exonuclease activity; nucleic acid binding. The transcript has 6 exons. The coding region runs from base 106 to 1512 and encodes 468 amino acids. The record is from RefSeq and is a predicted model, not a curated record. Gene Ontology annotation, biological process: nucleobase-containing compound metabolic process. NCBI's taxonomy places the organism in Eukaryota, Metazoa, Mollusca, Bivalvia, Ostreida, Ostreidae.
AUAGAAAUUACGAUCAGGUUAAUUUUGUUUGCGAUAAGAAUGCUGGUAUAUAAGUUUCUCCAUUUUAAAUACAUGUAGUAUUCAGAAUUUAUAUACAUGUAGUGAAUGGAGAAUCAAGCAACAAUGACACAACCAAAUACAGAAAUUAUCGUACAAACCAGCCACUGUCGUCAAGUUGUUUCCACCUUGUCACGUGAGAGUGUGCUGGCGGUGGAUUGCGAGGGGAUACAGUUGGGCGUGGACGGUCCCUUGACUCUAGUGCAAGUGGGAACCUACACUGGAGCCGUAUACCUUUUCGAUAUACAUGAAAACAAAAAGCUUCUGACGGAUGGUCGCCUGAAAUCUUUACUGGAAUCAAGCCAAAUUGUAAAGGUGAUGCACGCCUGUACAAGCGACAGCGCCGCAUUGUUUCAUCAAUUUGAUGUGACUUUACAGAAUGUGUUCGAUACUCAGAUUGCAGAUAUUAUCCUAGAAGAAGAAAAAGGACGCCUUCUUGCCCCAGUGCUGAAAUUACAAACCUUGUGUGAAAAGUAUUCCUCAGGUGAAAAAGUGUCCGAAAAUAAAGAAGAACUAAAGACUAAAUGGACGAAAGGACAAAGCGAUUUUUGGGCGUUGCGACCUUUAACAGACGAAAUGAUUUCAUAUGCGGCUGGUGAUGUGAGGUCGCUGAUACCGGAAGUUUACGAAGAACUUAAUCGAUUAAAUGUAGUGCUAAUAAUAUAUCUUAGCAUGGUCGAGGAGAAAAGACUAUUGGAAACUUUUCGAGAACGAGUUUUGGAGAACAUCAACAUUACCAUAGACAAAGAAGCAAAGACAAAGAGACGAGAACGAGUAGAGAACUAUACAAUGCAAAUCAUCGAUUCCAUCAUUGAAAAAUGGCACCCAAGCACCAAACUCGAGGACUUACCAGAGGAUGGUGACGAGGUACGCGCACUGAAAAGGAUUGACAUUGUUAAAGCGAACAAGAAGGGAACAUUUAUUGAUCGGCUGAAAACGGAGAGCGUUCGAAGUGAUCUGAACAAAUUAGACGAUGAACUUUCAGCACAGGGAAGCGAGUACGUCGUGAGCAUAUUUACUCAGAAGUUUCUUGCCAGCGUUACAUGUCAUCGAAAUAAAACUAUAGCAAAGCAAGCAAAGAACAUUGAAGGAAGAAUACACGAAAUUAUACUCGAAGAUAUUGCAACAAAGUGCAGUAUGGAUACAAGUCUUAGCCAUAUAACAAAGAGCGAGAAGGCGGUGUUGAGAACUCUGAAUCCAGGGAGUACAUGCGAUGACAACUUCCACCCUAUAGUCCUUCGGCUAUACUGGAAUUUAAUGGAGGAGGAUUUGGAUAGGAACAACAAUGUACUCGAUAAAAAGGGGAAGGACUUCAAAAUGAAAGAAAAACAUUAUAAAAAAUUUAAAUUCUUUAUAGCCAGCGGGACAGAUGUGCCCAAAGUUUUGAAAGAAAAAGGCCGAAAAUUAAAGCGUAAACUCGACUCUACGUUCGGAAAGAAUGUAGUACCUCGCUGAAAAAGAAAGGUUUUAAAACGAUUCAUCACAUAACAUGAACAAGAAUUAUUCAAUGUCACAAUUCAUCUCAAUUAUUUCCGGUUUUGAUAUUGUUUUUAUUUGUUUGAUUUUUUUUAUCUUGAGUUUCAAAUAACAGGAACAAAAGCAAAAAUAAUGAAAUAAACAUGGAACAAUAUGAACAGCACAAAGUAUACAAUGUACAUGUACAUACAUGUAAUCAAUUGUACAUACAUAUCUACAGAUAUAAUUUAUUAUGUAAUUGCAUUAUGAAAGCAAAUCAUCUUUUGACCUUUGAUACCUUUGUUUUUUCAUUUCUUGAACAUUAUCAUAUGUAAUCAACUGUCAUAUAGGAGAGGGCGUACUAAGUUUUAAGAACUUGUGCUCAAUCCUUUUGUUAAAACAUCUAGACAUUACGAUAUGUUCAAAUCAAAUUGUUUGUGUUUUGUUGAUUUUUUUUAAUCUAGUGUUUCAAAUUACAGGAACAAAAGCAAAAAUAAUAAAAUAAUCAUGAAACAGUAUAAACAUUACAAACUAUACGGUGCACAUGUAUACACCAAGACUGGAAAUCACUAGUGAACAUCAAGACUAAAAAUCACCAGCGAAUACCAAGACUGGAAAUAGCGAACAAGACUGGAAAUAGCGAACAAGACUGGAAAUAGCGAACAACAAGACUGGAAAUCACUAGCGAACAACAAGACUGGAAAUCACUAGUGAACACCAAGACUGGAAAUCACUAGCGAACAUCAGUGAACAAACUCAUCGUCAGUCGUAUCAAGAAUUCUAGCCACAUAUGAAAUGUUUUUAGAUAUGUUAACGUUGCUGUUUCUUAAUUUUUGAUAGUUUUCUGUUUGUUUGUAUUUUGUUUCAUGUCUCAUCUGAGAAUGUUCCACUCGUGUAGAGACGUCACCAGCCUCUGUGUGUGAGAAUGCAAUGACUAAUUCCAAGACGUUUAAGUAUACUAUAAGAACCUGAAGUUUCUAAUGUACUCGAUUAAUAUGAUUCAUGUUAUCCAUUUCAUACGGUGCAUAAAAUGUAUUGCUACUAAAAUACAAUUGUUCCAAAUAAACUUUGAGACCAACACACCAAAUAAAGCUUUUUCAUAA